Eruca vesicaria subsp. sativa (arugula) is the source of this 333-nucleotide messenger RNA. NCBI's taxonomy places the organism in Eukaryota, Viridiplantae, Streptophyta, Magnoliopsida, Brassicales, Brassicaceae. The record is from the annotation of a GenBank genome assembly.
AUGAUUCGUUUGGUCAUCAUGCUUAUUAUUCUUAUCUUCUUCUUUAAACAGGUUUUCGUUUCGUUAAGAACAACAAUGUUCAUAUUAGGAAUGAUGUGUGUAUUCAUAGGCAUAUCUUUACUAGCACCUGAUGAUACAAGAGGCAACGAGACAAUAAUACAUCAUCUCUUGAUGCCAAUGGUGUAUUCGAAGAUCACAGGAAUUAGAGGAAACGGACUCGAGAGGGCUAAGAUCUUGUCCAUGAGAGGAGGAUCAGGAUGGAGCAAACUAGCCAUGGAAGAAGGAACAAGAAUGCUUGAAAAUACAUCUUAUCAUCACCCUUCAAAGGCUUAA